Molecule: messenger RNA, 993 nt
Organism: Caenorhabditis elegans
Lineage: Eukaryota; Metazoa; Nematoda; Chromadorea; Rhabditida; Rhabditidae
Gene: srz-16
Product: Serpentine Receptor, class Z
Exons: 4
Coding region: 1-993 (330 amino acids)
Source: RefSeq, marked reviewed
AUGAAUAACUCUCUGUAUGCACCGGAUUCUAAUACUUACAACGUUCUAAUCGGAAUUGGUUUUGUUAUACAUUUUUUGAUGGUUGCUCAACUGAUCAUUUUGUGCCUUAUUUUCCCCUGUUUUGUGUAUUUAUUCAAGAUGAAUCGAGAACGGGAUAGUAAGACCAUACUUUUCCCAAUACUCUCAAAUUUCUACAAGGUUGUGAUAUUUUUUUACAUUCUAUUAACAAUUGGAGUUUCUGCAGCACUGUAUUUUCUAUACUAUUACAACGAUUUUGGGCCAUCAUUAAUUGAAGAAGGGAAUUCAGAUAUUACAACCAUUCCUCAAUUUCUAUUCAUCAUUUGUAUUCUUAUUUAUUCGCAAGUUUUAACAAUUCUAACCUAUCUAACAAUAACAUUUCAAUUGCUCGUAUCACUACUCGCGAUAUCGAAAUUUUUGAUUUAUUUUUAUCCGUCAACUGAACGUUACGUUGUGCUUUCCAAAUACAAAAUAUGGGCUUGCUAUUUAAUUUCGCUAUUCAGUUAUGAUAUAGAAGAGGUUUUCGAUUUGUUAAUUGGAUUUGAUAGUCCUAUUCUGACAGAGGAUAUUAUCCGGUUUCAUUCAAUCUUGCUUAUCGCCACGUCACUUUUGUAUAUUCCAAUUAUGCGUCACGUCCGGAAAUUUUCAUAUUUGCCGUCUUCUCAAAAAAAUAGACCGGAAAAGUAUAUUUUGUACCAAACAAUUACAGUCGCUGCAUUUAGAACGAUCUCAUUUAUGGUCGAAACGACGUGGAGUGUCCUAAUGGCCCCGACACAAAUCCAUGAGCAGAUGAACAUAGUCAAUUAUAUUGCGACGCCUAUAAUAAUUCAAAUAUCCUACUUGGCAAGCAAUCGACGAAACGUUGAUCUACUAUUCUCAUCAUUUGUUUUUUCUCAAUUUGUAAAAGUUAUACUAGGAGUGAAGACACCAUCACGUGUUAGCCCACAAGUAUUUGCUAUCGAUGUGACAGCAUAG